AUGUUCAUGCUGAAGCUCCAGCACAUAGUGGAUAGUUUCGAUGACGAGUACUGGGAGAGGAAGCGGGUCGCGGAGGAGCACCGGGAACGCGAGACCGCGGCGGCGGUGCGGAUCCAGGCGCACGCUCGCGGGUGGCUGCAGCGGCGCUACUUGGGCGAGCUGUCCGCGCGCGUCGAGCUGAUCCAGCGAUGGUACCGCGGCCACAUGGGGCGCAAGCGCGCCAGGGCCCUGCUGCGCGAGCGCCAGCAGCGCGAGCGCCGGGAGUACUUCGCGUUGUGCGCGUCAACCAUCCAGAGGUGGUGGCGCGGGUACUGGUCGCGCAAGAAGGUCGUCGACUUCUACAAACGCAAGGAGUACCUCACGGAGGUGAAGAUCAAGGGCCGCAAGAUCCUCGCGGAGGGCUCCAAGAUCGCCGAGGAAGCGGCGCGCAUCGCCGAGGAGGAGCACGAGCGGCGCGUCGACGCGGACAUGGCCAAGCUGUUGCGACGUAUCAACCACCUGCGCUCCACCGCGUGCCAGGAGGGCGCGCUGAUGCUCCCCGUCGUCGGCCUCGAGGGCCUCGAGGCCCCCGGCGGGCACUACCUCGAGGCGACGAUCCUCCAAGAGACGCGGUCGUCGCUCAAGUUGCCGCCGCUGACCGGGCGGCGGCCGCUGGCGCCGCAGCCGCCGCCGGAGCUGGACUACACGCGGUCGUCGAUCUCGCACUUGUCGCAGGCGCCGCCGCCCGGGUCGCUCCCGUCUGACAUGCGGGCGUUCGCGAAACACCCCCCCAUGGGCCGCACGGUGCGGACGUCCGAGGUGUACGACCGCGCGCACGAAGUCAAGUACCUCGAGGACCGCGUGACCGUCGGCGGGAUGAUGUUCGAGCACGCACGCGCCUUCAGGAGCGCCGUAGCCAAACCGAGGCUGGGGCCGCUCACGAGCCUCAAGAUCGCAGAGCAGUACCGACAGGAGCCGCUCCCGAACGCGCCGCCGGGCCUGCGGAGCGACAAGCCGACGGACCUCGCCGCGAAGAUCUCGCACCGGCCCUUCAUGCGCGCCGUGCACAACAAGGGGGUGUUCGACCCGUAUCUGAUCUGA
Pedinophyceae sp. YPF-701 is the source of this 1080-nucleotide messenger RNA. The record is from the annotation of a GenBank genome assembly. NCBI's taxonomy places the organism in Eukaryota, Viridiplantae, Chlorophyta, Pedinophyceae.